AUGUCGCCGCUCCCCAAGUCGACUGCGCGCAAGCACACCGUCUUCCUGCUCUGCCUGUUCUCGUCGCUCGUCGUCAGCUUCGCCCUCUUCGCCUACUUCAUGUUCCUCCCUCUGUCGCAGUUCACCACACGCAACCACGGCCACCACGGCCGCCCUCCCAAGUCCGGCCACGGGUCGCACGCGCCUGCGCAUCUCGCCGCCCUCGAGGCGAGCUCCAGGGUGGUCGAGUUCGUCCCGCACGACGAGUACCGGAACCUCGGCCACGACCACGACGCCCUGUGGCAGGACGACCUGCUGCCCCCAAACGGGGGCUACUUGACGCCGGCCCAGAACGGCACGGCCGGUAGAGUCCGCCUGGCCAUGUUCCACCAGCUGCAUUGUCUGGCAGCCAUCCGCUCCGAGAUGCAGCAUCUGCAAGAUGGCGGGCCGUCGUCCCCGUCCCCGUCCCCGUCCUCGUCCGAAGGCCCGGUGCUCCGCCGCCGGCACCGCGCCCUAGCCUGCCUCGACUACUUGCGACAGUCGCUGCUGUGCAUGGCCGACGCGACGACUGAGCCGGCACCGCAGUCGGACGAACCCGACGACGACGGCAUGGGCGAGCGGCAGUGCAGGGAUUGGAAUCUCUUGUACCAGGCCUCGGCCAGGUCGGACCACGAGCCGGUGGUCACGUCGUCUGAUUUGCGCUGA
Molecule: messenger RNA, 684 nt
Organism: Metarhizium album ARSEF 1941
Lineage: Eukaryota; Fungi; Ascomycota; Sordariomycetes; Hypocreales; Clavicipitaceae
Exons: 2
Coding region: 1-684 (227 amino acids)
Biological process (GO): mycotoxin biosynthetic process
Source: RefSeq, a predicted model, not a curated record